AUACAUUGUUUGGAGCAAUAGAGCAAGAAGCUUCUCUUCUCUUGUCAUUUCUCAACCACGCGUACACCAUAAGCUUCUCUUCUCUUCUUCGUUAAGCAAACCAAUCUCAAUUCAAUUCCCAUAACCAAUCGAUUUCAAUUCAAUUCUGUAACCCAAUUCAAUUCAAACCCUACCUUCCACCUUCACCGCCAACCAUGGUUCCACCGGCGGUUCAAUCGCCGGACCCACAAGCCACACAGCAGUUCCUCAGCUCCGUCCUCUCCCAACGCGGUCCCUCCGCCGUCCCCUACUCGGAGGACACAAAGUGGCUCAUCCGCCAACACCUCGUUGCUCUCACCGCCGCCUUCCCUUCCCUGGAACCCAAAACCGCCACCUUCACCCACAACGACGGCCGCUCCGUCAACCUCCUCCAAGCCGUCGGAACCAUCCCUAUGACCUACCAAUCCGUCACCUACAACAUCCCCGUCGUCAUCUGGCUCAUGGAGUCUUACCCUCGCCACCCACCUUGCGUCUACGUUAACCCCACCAGAGACAUGAUCAUCAAACGCCCCCACGCUCAUGUUAACCCUUCUGGGUUGGUUUCCGUUCCCUAUCUGCAUAAUUGGAUCUACCCUAGUUCCAAUUUGGUUGAUCUCGUUCUCUCUACCAGUCAUCUCUUUGCUCGUGACCCACCCCUCUAUUCCCAACGUAGACCUAACCCUAAUCCCAAUCCGAAUUUCGCUACUUCUGCAUCGAAUUUGUCGAAUUCGUCAUCUGGGUAUCAUAACCACCCCCACCACCCUCCUCCUCAGAGGCCGUAUCCUCCUUCGCCUUAUGGUUCAGUGGGUUCUCCUGCUAGGGUUUCUUCCCAGGCUGAGGACCCCAGUGAGGUUUUCAAGCGGAAUGCGAUCAAUAAGCUUGUGGAGACGGUGCAUAACGAUGUUACCGCGUUGAGGAAGACGAGGGAGAGUGAGAUGGAGGGGCUGUUUAGUUUGCAGGGGGUGUUGAAGCAGAGGGAGGAUCAUCUCAAUAGGGGUGUGAGGGAGAUGCAGGGGGAGAUUGAAGGGUUGGAGCAGCAGCUUCAGAUGGUUUUGAUGAAUACUGAUAUUUUAGAGGGGUGGUUGAGAGAGAAUCAAGGGAAGAAGUUGGGGGGUUUGGAGAAUGCUGAGGAGGCUUUUGACUGUAUGGAUGUGCUAUCAAAGCAGAUGCUUGAUUGCACUGCUUCGGAUUUGGCUGUCGAAGAUACUCUCUAUGCAUUGGAUAAGGCAGUUCAGGUUGGGGCUGUACCGUUUGAUCAGUACUUGAGGAGUGUGAGGGCACUGUCGAGGGAGCAAUUCUUUCAACGAGCUACUGCUGCAAAAGUUAAAGCUGCUCAGAUGCAGGCUCAGGUUUCUAAUAUGGCUGCUCGGAUCCAACAUUAUGCUAGCUGAGAUGCAGGCUCAAGUUUCAGUUGAUGGAAUCCUUCAUUGUGUGGUACCGGGUACAGAUUGCUAUUUGUUUCUUCACUUGAAGUCGCUGUUUCUUGGCUACAGCAUAAAUUGGUAAACCCUUAUAGCCUUCAAGAACUCUGGAAUUACUAAGUACAAAACUUGUUACAGGCAUGAGGAUGUACCAUUGUUCUUAUACAGACUUAAUGAUAUGAAUUUGUUGAAAAUUUUGGUUUCAGGGCAUGUUAGCUCAACUUUUUUAUUGUUUAGAGGUAUACAUGCUUAUGGAUUAUAGAUUUGUCCCACGUUAUGAUGGGUAUGUGUAUACAUGUGUUUUUUUUUU
This is a messenger RNA of Lotus japonicus, 1749 nucleotides long. RefSeq names its product protein ELC-like. Gene Ontology annotation, biological process: protein transport; protein modification process; endosome to lysosome transport. The coding region runs from base 195 to 1409 and encodes 404 amino acids. The transcript has a single exon. The record is from RefSeq and is a predicted model, not a curated record. Gene Ontology annotation, cellular component: ESCRT I complex. Lineage: Eukaryota; Viridiplantae; Streptophyta; Magnoliopsida; Fabales; Fabaceae. Gene Ontology annotation, molecular function: ubiquitin binding.